AGGCAUAGCGAAGCCGCUGACUAACAGAAUUAUGUUCUUGACGCAUUAGAAUUCAUUAGAUAGUGAAUAAACUUAUACAGUCGUAGCUUCCAUUACUUAAUCUAUAUACUUGAAAAAGUAAUUUAUUAUUUUCACCUUUUUUCUGUAACUAGUAUUUUGAGAACGGCAACAUAAUAAUAUUUUAAUAAAAAUGUGUGUCUGUGUCCGCCUAUUUCCGCCGUGAAGCAGCAAUGCGUUUCGGUUCGAAGGGUGGGGUAGCCGUUGUAACUAUACUUGAGACCUUAGAACUUGUAUCUCGAGGUGGGUGGCGCAUUUACGUUGUAGAUGUCUAUGGGCUCCAGUGGUUACACUUAACACCAGGUGGGCUGUGAGCUCGUCCAUCCAUCUAAGCAAUAAAAAAAAAGAAAAUGGAUAAAUUAAAAUUUAACUGGUGGGUAGACCUUUUGUAAAUCUAUUCCGGCACUACUAUUCUGCCGAAUUAUACCGUAAAGCAGUCAUGUUUUUUGGAUCGCUGUGUAGGGUCGUCGUAAUGCUGUACAAUAGAGACUACAACUAAUGUCUCAAGAUAGGGUGUGUGCAUUCACGUGUAUGGGCUACGGUACCACCACUUAAUACCAGAUAAAUUAUGAGCUUGUCUAAACAUUAUAUAGCAAUAAAGUAUAUUUUAGUGUGAAACGAAAAUUAAUCACAAAUAAAACGGAACAAGCUAUAUGUGAAUGUGUCUAUAAAUUAUUUUAUAGGCACAGAGUGAAAUGAACUCUCACGCGUGAUAAUGUUCUCGUAUCAGUAUACUUUAAGCUAUCUCGAGACGAAGACAAUAAAAUGUCAAGUGAAAAUACAAAGGAAGAAAUCAACGAACAAGUACCAAUUAAUGAAAAAGAUAAUGUGAACAAUAAAGACGAAUUCGAGAAUCGGAGUUUCUUUGAUAAACUGUGCGAAAUCAAAUCUAACAUAACAGUGGAGCCAAUUUUCGCGGGAUUAAUUAUACCUUCGACUUUGGCCAGAUUGGCGAUACAAAAUUUGAAUUUAGACAAAGCAUGCCGCGUCAAAUCACAGUUCGGAGACGUUGUCUGCGACGCACUGAUCGAACGGAAAGGCAAUUACACAACUCAAGAAGCCGAGAUCCAGCAAAUAAUUUCACAUAUUGAAUCAUGGAGGACUAUUAUACAGACCGCCAUACCCACACUUCUGGUUAUCUUCAUGGGAGCUUGGAGCGACAGGACGGGCAACAGAAAAAUUUGCAUACUCCUCCCAAUCUUCGGUGAAUUUAUGGUCUGCGUGAGCAAUGUAUUGAGCACUUACUUCUUUUAUGAGAUUCCAGUCGAAACCACAAUGUUCCUAGAAGCGAUAUUCCCAGCCAUCACCGGAGGUUGGGUUUUAGUAUACUUAGGAGUAUUCAGCUACAUAAGUGAUAUUACAGAUGAGAAAUCGAGGACGUUUCGAGUGGGCUUAGUGAAUCUAUGCUUGACGGCCGGAAUUCCUAUUGGUACAGCUCUUAGUGGAAUUUUAUUGAAAUACUGGGGCUAUUAUGGCAUUUUCUUGUCAUCCGGCUCAUUGUAUUUCGCUACGUUUUUAUACGGCUAUUUCUAUUUAGAAAGUAACACGAAGCCUAAUGCUGGAAGCGAUGAGGAGCCUAAACCGGUAUCUUGUUUUGAUCUAGUAUCGCUAGUGAAAGAAACUGUUUCUGUCGCUUUCAAGAAACGUCAAGGGAAUUUUAGAUCAAAAAUAAUACUGACUUUGUUAGUAGUCGCCAUAAUAUAUGGACCCGAUCAUGGUGAAAGAAUAAUUACGUAUCUAUAUUUGAGAUACAAAUUAAAAUGGGAUGCAGUUAAAUACAGUUUAUAUUCAACCUACAGUAUCAUUACACAUUCUUUCGGGGCACUUAUCUCCAUCAGUAUCUUCAGCAAGCGUUGGGGAUUCCACGAUUCAGUGCUAUGUCUCAUCUCGAUCCUAAGCAAAUUAGCUGGCAGUAUUAGCAUGAUAUUCGUCCAAACCGACUUCCAAAUGUACACGAUUCCAAUUGUGGAGAUCUUGAAUGCAACCACGUAUACUUCACUGAGAUCGUUAGCUUCAAAACUUAUUCCUAGCGAAGAGAUGGGUAAAAUGAACUCUUUGUUCAGUCUGGUGGAGACAUUGGCAGCUCUGGUUUUCGACCCCACAUAUUCGACGAUAUACGCGCGUACUGUAUCAGUAUUCACUGGAGCCGUGUACCUUUAUAGCUCCCUCAUGAGUAUUCCAGCUAUAGCCAUUUUACUAUGGAUCUUCAUAAAACAUAGGCUGGAAUUACGAAAUCCCGAGAAAGAAAUUGAGCUGAAUAAUAGUUCCUAACAAUACCGUAUCUACUUAAACUACAUAUAUCAACAUUAUUAGACGACUAGUGCUAGAUACAAUAGGGAACAAUUUUUUGUUAAGGGAAACGAUUUCGAAGCUGAAACGACAAUAAUCAACCUCAAGUGCAAUAUUAAAUAUCUGAUUAUGUUAAGCUAGGCUUAAGUGCUAUUUCAUUUUAGCAACUUAAUUCACUCGAUAUUAUCUAUAGCAAAGACAGUAUGUUUUAAUCAACCUAUACGUGAGUCAGCCGCAUUUUUUUAUUGUUAAAAAUUGUUUACAUUGCAUAAUUUAUUAGCGACAUUUCUACUAAGACCAGUUUUAUUAUUUUAUCGUAUCGGAAAUAAGCCAUACUACUUUUUAUGAGUCACUCAAGUUGGCAAAUUUUAUUACAUUCACUAAUAGUUUUAAACAUAGCUCUAAUAAAUAUGUUUUUGUUA
Molecule: messenger RNA, 2768 nt
Organism: Bombyx mori (domestic silkworm)
Lineage: Eukaryota; Metazoa; Arthropoda; Insecta; Lepidoptera; Bombycidae
Product: proton-coupled folate transporter
Exons: 7
Coding region: 823-2328 (501 amino acids)
Biological process (GO): transmembrane transport
Cellular component (GO): membrane
Molecular function (GO): transmembrane transporter activity
Source: RefSeq, a predicted model, not a curated record